This is a messenger RNA of Meloidogyne enterolobii, 512 nucleotides long. NCBI's taxonomy places the organism in Eukaryota, Metazoa, Nematoda, Chromadorea, Rhabditida, Meloidogynidae. The record is from the annotation of a GenBank genome assembly.
AUGGACGUUGCUUUUGUAGUUGACGAAAUUGUUAAUCCAGAGGAUUUGGAAAAAUUCAGGAAACAAUAUGCUGAGGAAAGCAGGCGUGGGGCUCCUGCUGCUCAAACAGCCUUCUAUUAUGCUCAUGCUUUGAUUAAAUCAACCAAAGAAGAUGUUAGAACAGGAAUUUAUAUUCUCGAAAGUCUUUUGAAAAGGGUUGAGUCUGAUAUGCCAAAACGUGAUUAUGUCUACUACCUUGCUAUAGCUCAUACUCGUAUUAAAGAAUAUGACAGAGCUUUGGAAUAUAUUAAUUUAUUGUUAUCAGCAGAGAGUGACAAUCAUCAAGCUUUGGAUUUGAAAGAACUUAUUGAGCAACGAAUGAAACGAGAUGGCCUUGUUGGUUUGGCCUUAACUUUUGGAUUUGGUGGGGCUGCAAUUCUUGGGGUAGCCGCAGCUGCUGUUAUGGCGAUAAAAAAGAAAUGAUGAUAAAAAUUGGGAAGAUUUUAUUUAAAAAAAAUUUAAAUUUUCAUUUG